Messenger RNA from Syzygium oleosum, 2181 nucleotides. RefSeq lists its product as uncharacterized. The transcript is spliced from 9 exons. Bases 274 to 2004 code for a protein of 576 amino acids. Lineage: Eukaryota; Viridiplantae; Streptophyta; Magnoliopsida; Myrtales; Myrtaceae. The record is from RefSeq and is a predicted model, not a curated record. Gene Ontology annotation, cellular component: membrane.
CUCUCCCCUUGUCUCCUCCUCUUUGAUAUGCUGUGAAUGGGUGGUGAACUUUUUUUGCAUUGAAUUUGGCCAAUCUGAUUCUUGGGAUGCUCUGGAUGCCGGACUGAUGGCCAGCUGGCUCCGUUAGCCGCUGCCCAGUUCCCAAGUUCCACUUUUUUCUCUUCCCGGGAUUUUGGCGCGGGGGUGCCGAAUCUUGGAAAUGCUUUUCCUCCUCCUCCGGUGGCUUCGGUGAUCUUGUGGCUCGCCGGGAAGGAGGAGACGCGGCCACGGGUCAUGAGGAGGUUCUUGAUCGCUUUCUUGGUUCUCUCAUGGGCUUCUUGGAGCUCGACAGCGGCCGGCUCUGCCUCGACCCGGCAUGGACUCGCCAAGGAUCCGGUCAAGUUCAUCUUGGGUCAAGAGAAUUUGGGGCCAUGGAAAAAUGGCAUCUCGGAGGACGCCCUUGCAGAAGCGCCGGGGCCAGAAACGAGUGGGCCGCGUAGCACGCUGGUGUUAGCGGGAAAUAGAACAAAUAGGCCUGAUAUUCUUCGUGGGUUUAAGCAUUAUCGAGACGGUUGGGACACUUCUAAUCAGCAUUACUGGGCUUCUGUUGGAUUCACAGGUGCUUUUGGUUUCGUGCUUGCUAUCCUAUGGUUUGUUUUCUUCGGGUUGGCUCUCCUGGUGCAUCAUUGCUGCGGAUGGCAAAUGACAAUAAAAGACAGGGGAUGUCCCAAUUCACAAAGAAUAUGCCUCAUAAUGCUCCUGCUCUUCACAUCUGCUGCCGCGGUUGGCUGUAUACUUCUAUCUGUUGGACAGGAUGAAUUUCAUGGUGAAGUUUUUAGUACUCUGAAAUAUGUUGUCAACCAGUCAGACUACACGGUGCAGACACUCAGAAAUGUUACCGAGUAUUUGUCUCUUGCGAAGAAUAUCAGUGUGGCCCAAGUUUUCCUUCCAUCCGAUGCCAUGAAUGAUAUAGACCAUUUGAAUCAAGAUUUAAACGCUGCGGCAGAUACUCUGGCAGAGAAGACAAGUGAAAACUCUGGAAAAAUAAGAAGAUUAUUUAAUGCAGUGCGCUUGACAUUGAUCACUGUGGCUGCUGUGAUGCUUCUGUUGUCUCUCAUUGGACUUUUGUUGUCUGUCCUUGGCCAUCGGCAUGCAAUAAACUUAUUUGUCAUAAGUGGGUGGCUACUUGUUGCUGUUACUUUCAUCCUCUGUGGAGUUUUUGUAAUUUUCAACAAUGCAAUCUCUGACACAUGCAUGGCAAUGGAAGAAUGGGUGGAGAAUCCCCAUGCUGAAUCUGCUCUUAGCAACAUCCUUCCUUGUGUUGACCAGAGAACCACAAAUCAGACACUAGUACAGAGUAAACAAGUCAUCAUGGAUAUUGUUCAUGUUGUGAAUCAAUUUAUAUAUACAUACGCCAAUACAUACCCAGCCCAGGGCAAUCUCUAUUACUACAAUCAGUCUGGACCUAUGAUGCCGCCUCUCUGCUCUCCAUUUGACUCUGUCCUGAAAGAUCGCCAAUGUGGAUCGCAAGAAGUGUCAAUCGCAAAUGCUUCUCUGGUCUGGGAGAACUACACAUGCCAAGUAUCUGCAUCCGGUAUAUGCACUACACCCGGUAGAAUCACCCCUGCAAUUUACAUGCAGUUAGUGGGGGCAGUAAAUGAAAGUUAUGCACUCGAGCACUAUGCCCCUCCUCUACUCAGCCUUCAAAACUGCAAUUUCGUGCGGGACACGUUCCAGGAGAUAACCAAGACUCAUUGUCCUCCUCUGGAAAGUCAUCUGAGGUUGGUCAACGCUGGACUGGGCUUGAUCUCUAUAGGAGUCAUGCUAUGCCUUGUCCUCUGGAUACUCUAUGCAAACCGCCCCCAAAGGGAGGAGGUGUUUGUGAAGCUAUCCUUACCAAUCAAAGUCUGCGGGAACUUUAAGAGUAAUACCAACGACAACAAUACCAACGGCGGCAACAACAACAACAACAACGACAAUGUUCGUCAUGAUAUUGGGUCACCCAACACGAGUAGUGUAUUUUAGAUCGAAUAGUAGGAUCAUUAUAGAAGUCAGUAGUUUCCUUUUUCCGCUUUUUAUAGCUCAAAUGUCCUUCUACGGCAGGAAGAAAACCAAGUGGGGCAAAGCUUCACUUUGAGUUUUGAGGGGUAAAGCCUUUUCUACUGAAUCCUGUUACUAGCAUAUGGUAAUUUCAUUCUUGUA